CUCCUUCAGGACUCCUCUACGCGGUGACGGCUGCGCAGCGAGAAAAACACAAAGGGGACGGGAUCUAACACACGCCCGAGCACUACAAGCAGCUCCAAAAUGAUGGCAGGCGGAGCAGUGCAGCAGAACGGCAUCUUCUCCACCCCGCACCACCACAGUCAGCAGCCGCACAUGGAGUCCGACCCGCCGGACUCACGGAAAAGACCCCUGGAGACCCCCACGGAGGCCAGCAGCACCAAGCGCACCAACACUGGAGUGGCCUUCCUGCAGCCUCUGUUUGAAAGCGAAGGCCUUGUAUUCCCUCCAGCAGACUCUGACACUCAUGAGGAAGGCGAGUACUUCCUGAAAGUCCUGAUCCCGAGUUACGCGGCAGGCUCCAUCAUCGGGAAGGGCGGCCAGACCAUCGUCCAGCUGCAGAAGGAGACCGGAGCCACCAUCAAGCUCUCCAAAUCCAAAGACUUCUACCCUGGGACCACAGAGCGCGUGUGUCUCAUCCAGGGCACAGUGGAGGCAUUGAACAGCGUGCACGACUUCAUCGCAGAGAAGGUACGAGAGAUGCCCCAGAGCAGCCAGAAGAGUGAACCAGUGAGCAUCCUCCAGCCCCAGACCACCGUGAACCCAGACCGCGUCAAACAGGCCAAGCUCAUCGUUCCAAACAGCACAGCAGGCUUGAUUAUUGGGAAGGGCGGAGCUACAGUCAAAGCGGUGAUGGAACAGUCCGGGGCCUGGGUGCAGCUGUCCCAGAAGCCAGAAGGCAUCAACCUGCAGGAGCGCGUGGUGACCAUCAGCGGGGAGCCCGAGCAGAACCGGAAAGCUGUAGAGAUUAUUGUGCAGAAGAUCCAGGAGGACCCUCAGAGCUCUUCUUGUCUCAACAUUUCCUACUCUAACAUCACAGGGCCAGUGGCCAACUCCAACCCCACGGGGUCCCCUUAUGCUAACUCCACUGAGGUAAUGCCCGCUGCAGCUGCCGCCGCCGCUGCCACUGCCUCCUCUCUGCUGGGGCAGGCCGGGCUCGCAGGUGUCGGGGCCUUCCCCACCACUAUGUCCAGUCUGUCAGGAAACGACCUGCUGGCCAUCACGUCCGCUUUGAACACUUUAGCCAGCUACGGCUACAACACCAACUCUCUGGGUCUAGGGCUCAACCCGGCCGCCGCCUCAGGCGUGCUCGCCGCUGUGGCCGCUAAUGCUAACCCUGCAGCAGCAGCUGCAGCUAACCUACUUGCAUCCUAUGCUAGCGAUGCUUCUACUAGCGCAGCCCACCCUGCAGCCAGCCUGGGUGGCUUCUCUUUGGGAUCCCUCGCCGCCGCUACAGGGGCCACGAAUGGAUACUUGAGUGCUGCCUCACCUCUGGUGGCAUCAUCUCUGCUGGCCACUGAGAAGCUAGCUGAAGGUGCUAAGGAGGUGGUGGAGAUCGCUGUCCCAGAAAACUUGGUGGGAGCUAUUCUGGGUAAGGGGGGGAAGACCUUGGUGGAGUACCAGGAGCUGACUGGAGCCAGGAUCCAGAUCUCCAAAAAGGGCGAGUUCAUCCCUGGGACCCGCAACAGGAAGGUGACCAUCACAGGGUCCCAGGCCGCCACACAGGCAGCACAGUACCUGAUCAGCCAAAGGAUCACGUACGAGCAGGGUGUCCGGGCCACCAACCCGCAGAAAGUGGGCUAAAGCUCACAGCCAAUCCCAAAAGGAGCGGGGGCUUGGAGGAGGAGUUUAUAAAGAAUGUUGGAAGGAAUGCUUUGUGCUCUUUUCUUCAGCAAAUUUUCAGUAUUCUUAAAAAAAAAAAAAAAGCAUAUUUGCUGAACCCGAGGAGGCAGAGGAGGGAGAUAUCUAUAUAAAAAAACAAGAAAAAAGUGUAAAAUGUACAUACUGUUUUAUUACUCAUGUGCUGGGGUUUCAUUGUGGGGAUGUUUUGUUCUGCUGGUUCUGUCUGGUGUCUUGUGUACUGUGCAACAAGGCUGACAGACCACAGCCUGCUGUUGGGGCUUUCAUUUGCUCUGUUGACCCCCUGUCCCUCCUGCGCCCCGGGGCCCAGAUAGUGGAGCCUUUUCAGGGUACAUCAGGCAGGACUAACCUGGGAGUGACUGAAGACACUGCAAAGGCUCUGCUGUAUCUUCACUCACUCCUGCAGUGCUGAGACUCUACUGUAAAAUUAAAAUGACAGGUCACACGCUGAUGACCUCAUGUAGUGUUGACCAAUGAGAGAGAGCGAUACUACCUGGCACGUACAGACGCACUGCUGCCAAUGUUCUUGAAUUAUUUUUUAUUUGUAUUUCAACAGAAAGUAUCAUUUUAUUUAUUGAAGAAUUGACCCAUAAAAGCUCAGCUGUUCUUUGUAAAUCUGUGACUUCAGGUUGACAUGAAUGUAAAUGAGACUAUUGUUUAUGUGGAAUCUUUUUUAUUUAAUGAAGAUAGUGUAAUAUAUGUCUUAUUUAAGUCCAGUCCUAAAGCCGGCUCGGCCCACAAUAUCCUCCCAGUGACAACAGGGAACUCACCUGACAACAGGAGGCCAUAUCUGUGCUAGAGCAGACCAGAUCAGACUGCAACUGACCCAGACCCCAGACCCCACACCCCAGACCCCAGACCCCAGACCCAGACCCAGUCCUCGACCAGACCCAGACCCAGUCCUAGACCAGACCCAGACCCAGGCCUGAGUCCUGCUGAUCUGGCCUGGGCCUUUCCCAGCGGCGCCUCCUACUGGUUCUGAGGCUUCAGUUGUCUCAGGACAUUUUGUCUAAAUAGAAUUAUUUCGGGGUUUAAUUGCCUCGUCAAAGAGAAUUGACUCAGGCGCACCAAACCCAUUGUACAGACAGAGACUGAAGAAAGUGAUGAUUGAGCAGAACCAGCAGAAGGCCGAGCUGAGCCAGGCAUCUGCUCAGACCCAGCCAAGCACUUGCGUCAUUACUACUGAAGAGUCAGGAGCCACUGUACCUCUGCCCGCCCUGUGGCCCUCAGGGAGCCAGGGGCCACCAGGGGCCAAAUCCAACAGCGUAGAGGCCCCAUGUCUGUUUUUUGUUUCUUUUACAAUCGGAACACACUUGUUGUCUUAAUGCACUGUGAAGCCUGUGAGGCAGGAGUCCGCAGCGUGGUGACUGUUGGCUUGUAUGGCAGGGAUCUGUGUAAU
Molecule: messenger RNA, 3115 nt
Organism: Boleophthalmus pectinirostris (great blue-spotted mudskipper)
Lineage: Eukaryota; Metazoa; Chordata; Actinopteri; Gobiiformes; Gobiidae
Gene: nova2
Product: NOVA alternative splicing regulator 2
Exons: 5
Coding region: 100-1659 (519 amino acids)
Biological process (GO): mRNA splicing, via spliceosome; regulation of alternative mRNA splicing, via spliceosome
Cellular component (GO): cytoplasm; nucleus
Molecular function (GO): mRNA binding
Source: RefSeq, a predicted model, not a curated record